Aegilops tauschii subsp. strangulata is the source of this 1294-nucleotide messenger RNA. RefSeq lists its product as uncharacterized. Lineage: Eukaryota; Viridiplantae; Streptophyta; Magnoliopsida; Poales; Poaceae. The record is from RefSeq and is a predicted model, not a curated record.
CAAGCUCACGUUGGGAUGAGAACAGCACUUUCACCUUCCCAUGUUCUGCACUUCACCGGCCCAGCCCACCACCGAUACUCGUCCAAUAUCAAGUCCACCACCCCACAGGCCACAAGCCCACACGUCCCGAUACCCCCCGAAGCUGGCGGCGGCUGGCUGUGGCACGCGAGCACCACGGCCGGCGGCCAUGCCCCAAAGCCCCUGAAGGCCGCCGCCGUCUCCGACGCGCCCUGCACCCACCACGCGAUGCUUCCGGCGCUGAGGCAUCGUCUCCGCCUCCCCCUCGCCCACCUCUGCCGCCGCCUCUCCUCGUCCUCGUCCUCUUCCGGCGAGGGAGCUGCCCCCGUCGCCCCCGCGGACGCCGCGGCGAAGGCGCGGGAGGCGCAUGCGGCGCGGAUGGAGGCGUACAAGAAAGUGCAGGAGUUCGACUGGUCCAGCGGCGCUGAUUGGAAGACGGCCGCCAACAUCCUCUUCACGGUGCCCCCCAAGCGCAAGGAGUUCGGGCUUGACUUCCACCUUGUACAGCUCUUCUUUGUUUGCAUGCCCUCACUAGCUGUCUAUUUGGUAGCCCAGUAUGCGCGAAGUGAGAUCAAAAGGAUGGAAGCGGAAGCAGAAGUAAAAAGGAAAAAAAUCGAGGAAGUAGAGAAACAGAAACAACUUGAAGCCGACUCUGUUAAGGAGGAUGCCGAUUCGAAGCUGGCAACGGUUUUAGUCAGGUUAGAUACAUUAGAGGGUGUCGUUAAGGAAAUUGCAGAGGAAAAAUUGAGAAGUCCUGCCCUUACGAAAGAGGAAUCUCUGAAGAAAGGUGAGACAUCAUCUCCUGAUAAGGCCUCUGCUUCAAAAAGCGAUGGAAGUGAUAGUCAGCUAGCAUCAGUCAAGAUUAAGGACACCAAGGAUGCUACUAAUGCUCCGCCAGAUGCGACACAGCAGGACACUAAACGGGACAGAGGCAAGGCAAAUGGUGAGUCAAAUAGUUGACACGCUGUUUUGGGGUGCUUGUAGUGAUCCUUUGAAAUGUGUUGUAGCCAUCAGUUCAAUUUAUAGUCCGUGGAUAAGGCAAAGGGCUAGAUCAGGUAUCACCUUUUCUUUUUGAUGGAGAACAGUUAGCAUCAUUUCUUUUUGAGGGAGAUCAGUUAGCACUUAGAAGUCAUGGCUACGUUGAUCCAUUUGCCGAAAAUUGUGGGAGCUUUGCUCCAGGUUGGUGUAUAUCCGCUCUGUCAACUAUAGAGUAAAAACAACUCAUAAAGUAACCUAAUCCUGAGGCUAAAGUUUUAUUUGAAUUACAUUUUUCAAA